CCCGAGCUGUGCGGCCUCCCGCUCUCCGCCAGGGGGUGGAGGCUUCGUCGCGGCCGCUGCAAACCGCGCUCGGCAGGUCCCUUAGGCACCGACGGCCGCCCGUCCGCUCGACCGGCUUUUCCGACCUGCCUGCCCCUCUCUCGUCCCCUCUCCGGCCAUGGCAGGUCCCGGCAUCGGCGUCGAUUCUCCCGGCUACAUCCGCACGGUCCUGGGCCAGGAGUUCCUGGGCGGGCUGGACAGCUCCACGCUGGCUUUGCCCCCGCAGCUGUCGGGCGGCCGGGCCGAGGCGCAGAAGUCGCUGCGCAUCCAGCGACAGGUCCAGCAGACCCUGGCGAGGAAAAGCAAAGGCUCCAUGGUUAACGGGAGUCUGCAUCGGACUGCCAGCGUUCCAGAAUACGUGUUCAUAGCAGAUGAAACAGACUUUGCUUCAAGACCUCCUCUUGGAACUUCAUACUAUCCAUCUUAUCAGAUAGGAUCGCAGAGCAGUUAUGAAAAUGGCUGGGAGCCUAGAAUCCUUUCCUAUAGCUCCUACAGGGGCAUGGAAGAGACAUCUCAAAGGCAGCCCUUGAAGAGAUUAGAGGUUUCCCCCAAUGGCAGUCCUGGCAAGCUGGCGCACUUCCCAAACGACUUCCAUUACAACAGGACUCUAACUGUGAGGCAUGGCGAAAGCAAGAGAUCCGGUGCCAUGCCUCCAAGGUACGCUCGCUCCGAAAUCCUUGGCUACGGAAACCACAGUGCUGCAAGCAGAAGGUAUGCUGUCCAAAGGCAGUUCUACAUUGGGUCUGGUAACGACACGGAGGUUGACAGUGUCCCAAACAGCCCACGGGUACCAGUCUAUCAGCGCAUUGGGACCAGUCGGAGCAUGAACAACCUUUUGGAGAAAGAGAGUUACCCGACUUCUGGUUAUGCCACAGGACAAGUCAGGACUCCCGUCGCUUCCCAAAAUUGGUCUCAGAACAGGCAGUCUCAGAACAGGUCCAGCUGGCACCAGACGACGGUCAGGACGCAGAGCACAAGGGAGGCCUCUCAACCAGCUUCGAUCGCCAGCGCCACUGCCGAGACAGGAAGGAGGGUGGCAAUGACAGCAGCUAUGGCAGCCGCAGCAGGAAGUGGGCACAUGUUUCAAGAACGGGCCGGCGCCGUUGGAUCUCAAGCAGGGAAUCCAGAAGGAGAGAUGACUCUGGAGCGUGCGGUAAAUAUACUGCAGACUGAAAAUGCUUCGUCCCCUCGAGUCCUUCCAGCAGUUGUCUUCAUACAGCAUGAGAGUUUCCAGAGAGCAGAAGCCAGGAGGAAAGUUUACUUGCUAGGUGGGAUUCCCAAGCUGCUAGAGCUUCUGAGUGUGCCGAAUGAGGAUGUGCAGAGGGCAGCGUGUGGCGCUUUGAGAAACCUGGUCUUUGAAGACAAUGACAAUAAGCUGGAAGUGUCAGAGCGGAAAGGGAUCACAACCCUGCUGAGAUUAUUACGGCAAACCAGAGAUGUGGAGACUAAAAAGCAAAUUACAGGUUUGCUUUGGAAUCUCUCCUCCAAUGACCAGCUGAAGAUCUUGCUGAUCCGAGAAGCCCUGCAGCCAUUGACAGAAACUGUUCUCAUCCCUUACUCCGGCUGGCCAGAUAGAGAUUAUACAAAAUCAAGCAUUGUACCUGACCCAGAUAUCUUCUACAACGCUACAGGAUGCCUGAGAAACAUGAGCUCUGCUGGCCCUGAAGGGAGGAAAAAGAUGCGAGAAUGUGAAGGGUUGAUUGAAUCGCUGGUGUAUUAUAUCCAAGGCACCACCGCAGACCACCAGCCGGAUGAUAAGGCCACGGAGAACUGUGUGUGCAUCCUUCACAAUCUCUCCUACCAACUAGAGUCCGAACUCCCUGGUAGCUAUGCACAGAAUAUCUACAUGCAAAGAAGAAAUGUUCCUACUAGCGACAGCAGCAUUGGAUGCUUUGGAACAAGGAGCAGGAAAGCAAAGCAGCAGCAGCAGGACCUGCCGCUCCCUGAGGAAAAGAGCAACCCCCGAGGUGUUGAAACCCUUUGGCAUUCCACCCUGAUAAGGAUAUAUCUGUCCUUAAUAGCAAAAAGCACAAGGAACUUUACCCAGGAAGCAUCGCUGGGAGCUUUGCAGAACCUCACAGCGGGAAGUGGACCUAUGCCAUUUGGAGUAGCCCAAGUCAUUGUCAAGAAGGCCAAUGGCCUCCCAAGUAUUCGAAACAUGCUGCACGUGAGCUGCCCAAGUGUUAAGAAAACGGCCGUCUCCUUGCUCAGGAACUUGUCUCGCAACACCUCGCUGCAGAAUGAAAUAGCCAGAGAAGUGUUGCCAGAUUUGGUCGCCGUGCUUCCAGAUGCUGCCCCAACCUCUGACAUUGCAAACGAGACCACGGCUUCUGCUUGCUAUGCUUUAUACAACCUGACUCAGAACAGCUCCCAGAAUGCUCGGCUUCUCUUGAACUCUGAUGGCAUCUCAAAGGUUCUGAACAUCAGCUUGAGUGACAGCAAAGCCGGCAGAGCUGCUUCCAUCCUCUUGUAUUCUUUAUGGUCUCAUGCUGAUCUCCACAGUGCCUACAAAAAGGCUAACUUUAAGAAGACUGAUUUCAUCAACAACAAGACAAUAAGAGCCUACAAUUCACUGAAAGACUGAAAAGUAGGCAACAAAGACCUUAAGGACUGAUGAGAUCAUGCAGGGAAUGGUAUUACCAUAUCUUCAGCAUGAACUCGCCAGCAAGAGCUGCAUGGCAUCCUUCAAGAGACUGAUUUUAUACUUUCCAAAGGAUAAGCAGAAGAAAGUGCCCCCUCCCUUCCCAGAUAUUAUCUGCCUUACACCACUGCUUCUUAUUCCUUUUGAAAUCAAGACUCAUUUGCAAAUCCUGUGGCCAUUCAAGUUGCAUCAAAGUAAAUAAUUCGAAUACGAACUCUGAUAUUCACAACCUUUCGCAAAUUGUAUGUUGGCCCACUUUUGGACAAGGAUUAACUCAGUAUCCUGGUUUUAUAUUAUGAGAAACUAAAUAACCAAAGAAAAUGGAAUUUUGGAAAUUUCUAUGAAUUUUUUUUUUUG
This is a messenger RNA of Lacerta agilis (Sand lizard), 3037 nucleotides long. It is a transcript of the gene PKP2, whose product is annotated as plakophilin 2. Gene Ontology annotation, molecular function: alpha-catenin binding; protein kinase C binding; molecular adaptor activity. Lineage: Eukaryota; Metazoa; Chordata; Lepidosauria; Squamata; Lacertidae. The record is from RefSeq and is a predicted model, not a curated record. Gene Ontology annotation, biological process: desmosome organization; cell-cell adhesion; heart development. Gene Ontology annotation, cellular component: cytoplasm; plasma membrane; adherens junction. The transcript is spliced from 13 exons. Bases 158 to 2623 code for a protein of 821 amino acids.